UUCUUAUAGCCCACGGCCGCUCCCUUCGACUCUGUAGCGAGGGGUGGACGGAGAGAGAUAUGGAAGGCGAUGUGGAGAUGGACGUCGCAGACAACAGUACCAGUAAAGAAGCAGAACUGGACGAUAUGAAUGCGCGUCUGAAGGAGAUGGAAGACGAAGCCGCUGCUCUGCGAGAGAUGCAGGCCAAGGUUGAGAAGGAGAUGAGUUCUGCGCAAGAUUCAGCAACCGCAGCUGCAUCUCAGACAAAUAAAGAGGAGGUUGAUGCUCGUUCAGUAUUUGUUGGCAAUGUGGAUUAUUCUUGUACACCUGAAGAAGUGCAGCAGCAUUUCCAGGCAUGUGGGACCGUUAAUAGGGUCACUAUUCGUACAGACAAGUUUGGACAACCAAAGGGUUAUGCUUAUGUGGAGUUCCUUGAAGUAGAGGCAGUUCAGGAAGCUCUCCUUCUGAAUGAAUCUGAACUUCACGGCCGACAAUUGAAGGUCACUGCUAAGCGGACCAAUGUUCCCGGAAUGAAGCAAUUUCGAGGUCGCAGACCCAAUCCUUAUAUGGGACUUCGAGCUAGGGGGGCAUAUAUGCCAUCUCCUUUUAUGUAUUCUCCUUAUGGAUACGGGAAGGUCCCAAGGUUCCGGGCACCUAUGCGUUAUAACCCUUACUACUGAAGGCUUUCAUUCCAGCAAACUACUGAUUGCUCGAUGAACGUAUCCAGCGAACUAUUUUUUCCUCCUCUUUAUUCUGUUGGAUCAUCAUGUAGCAAUCUAUAUGACAUUGAGGAUUUAGUUGGGGUUGUGAUAAAAUGUUGCAAACUACAAAUUCUUCAUAUUUCAAUUGUGUAUGCCCUUUGUAUUGUUGAUAUUUAUUCUCAGAAGCUUCUGCUGCUGGCAAGCUGCUGUUGCAUUUGCUCUCUAUACAGUAUUCCCAACGCUGUGCCUUUGUAAUGA
Tripterygium wilfordii is the source of this 938-nucleotide messenger RNA. Its product is annotated as polyadenylate-binding protein 2-like. Gene Ontology annotation, molecular function: RNA binding. The record is from RefSeq and is a predicted model, not a curated record. Bases 60 to 659 code for a protein of 199 amino acids. The transcript is spliced from 6 exons. Lineage: Eukaryota; Viridiplantae; Streptophyta; Magnoliopsida; Celastrales; Celastraceae.